Molecule: messenger RNA, 867 nt
Organism: Mytilus trossulus (common blue mussel)
Lineage: Eukaryota; Metazoa; Mollusca; Bivalvia; Mytilida; Mytilidae
Product: E3 ubiquitin-protein ligase TRIM45-like
Exons: 1
Coding region: 13-867 (284 amino acids)
Molecular function (GO): zinc ion binding
Source: RefSeq, a predicted model, not a curated record
UGAUAUGUGAACAUGGCCUUUCUCAAGUCAAUUGAAAAAGCCCAAAAUCAAGCAUUGUGUCAAUUCUGUGAAGAAAAAGAAUCAAAGAUAAAGUGGAAAUGUAUAAACUGUGAUUUGCUUUUAUGUCAACUUUGUACCACAAGAAUUCAUAGUAAAAUUAAAGCCUCAAAGGGACACAAAAUAAUAAACUUAAAAGACUGUGGAACUGAGGAUGCUACUAACAAAACGCCCAAGGUGGAUCUCAAAAAUAUGCAAUGUGAAACCCACAGUGAACAAAAAUACUGGAUGUACUGCACUGAAUGCAGGAUUCCUAUUUGUACAGAUUGUUCAACUGAGACCCAUCAAAAACAUGAAUUGAGAAAUUUUAAUGAAGUUUUUGAUACAAUUGUUUCUGAGAUCAAGGAGUUGAAGGGCAGAAUUGAAAUGGAGAUGCAAUGGUAUGAAAACGAAGGAGCUAAAUUCAAACAGCUCCUUUCAGAUGGAAAACAAAAUUUCCAAGAGACAAAAGACAAAAUACUUAAAACAGAAAAGGAAAUGAAGGAAACAAUAUCCAGAUAUGCUAGUGAUUUGUUACAAGACCUUGAAACAAAAUGGAGGCUACUAGAGAAAAAAUUUAAAGUUGAACUUUCUUCUUUAGCAAAGAAUCAGACAGAUUUAGAAUCACAGAAAGACAUUCUAAAUGAAACACUUCAAUCAAAGCAAUCUUUGGAUAUUUUUACUGCAAGAAAAGGACUAAAUAAGGAACUGGCAAAGAAGCCUCUUAGUACCAUUCAAUUGAAGAAGACACAAUUUAUCCCUGGAAUCAGGUUCAAGAAAUUUAAAAGUGAAAUAAAUUACCAGCUGUUUGGAUAUGUCACAGACAUAUAA